CUACUCUAUAUCACAAAACAUUUAACGAAACUCCUGAUCUGCAAGGUACACUGAUCUGCAAGAGGCUGAGAGUAAGUAAAUCUGCAGAGGGAACCAAGAUGGAUGUAACUACAGACACUUUGGAGGACAGGACUGGAAUUCAAAAUGACCUUGAAAAACUGAAAAAAAUGGUCUGAAAUAAACUGGAUGAAAUUCAAUAAGGACACAUGCAAAGAGCUUUUGAUAUGCUUUAUGUGAGGAGGCUGUUGCGCAUCACCCACUGCACAGAUCUUGGUGAAUAAGAAACCUAUGACCAUUGGCAAGGAGAUCCAAGACAACUGGAGUUACUUUCCCACUGCAGCCUUCAUCCUCCUUUGAAGCCAUUGAGAAGUAUGCCUACUGCAUCUACCUGCUCCACCAUUCAAGUGAAUGAAAUAUCAAGAGGAUGAAAAUAUGUUGUCUCUUAUAAUCUACUCUUUUAAUAUACCACUAGUGAACAUUAAUUGUAGAAAAAUAUUCUGUAUGUUAGAAUUUCUUAAAUUUCUAAACUAAGAAUGAGAAAAUUUCCAGUUAAUAUUUAACAGAGCCAUCCAACUGAUGGCACAUGACCUACAUCUGGCCUGUGAAGGGUUAAAUUGCAGCCCUCAGGCUCCUGCCUAGCCACCCUUGCUUCAGUUGCUAUAGCUGUGGUGGCUGGAGCCUCUGGAGCAGAGCAGGAGGCCUGGUGAGUUCAAUGCCCACAUGUCAGUGCCAGUAUGAGGCUCGGAUGGGGAAGGGGUGGCUUUUGCUGCUUGUAUGGCAUCAAUGAGGGGAACCAUGUGCAUGGUGGUACAAGUCAGGGAGCUCACUUCUUUAGGGAGGGGAAGGAGAAAAGGGGCUUGCUUGCACAGCAGUAGUGGAAGGAGGAAUCCUCCAUGUGGUGGCGGCAGUGAAGGGGAUUGUGGGGUGUUUUGUCAUCUGCUCUGGGAGAUGGAAAAGGGCACUUGAUUUAGAGUGGCUCUGAAAGCUGCUUUAAUUAAAGCACCCACAGUGUCUCGUGUAUCAGCAUCCACCUGCUUCAAAAAUGGCGGCGGGGAGCUUAAGCUCAUUCAACAAACUUUAAAGUGCUCCCACCACCAUUUUGAAGCACUGGGAUGCUGAUACAUGAGGUGCAGAGACUAGCUGAAGUGCACUAAUUAGCACACUACAGCAGACUUGAUUAAUUAAUCUUGAUUAAUCGGGUCUGCUGACACACUGUAAUCCAUAAACCGUCCUGUACAAUCCAGCUGCUCUGUAUCACCCAGCUACUCUGAAGUUGGACAGCCUAAUUUAAAACAUUCAAACAUUUUAGAAGUAUUUUACAUCUCCAUUUAAACUUCUUUUGAUUACAUUACACACACACAAAUGUGUGUACGUAUGUAUUAUAAUUAAUUAAGAUCAGUUUUGUAUUCCUCAUUGAAGCAAAACUCCCAUGGGCUUUAAAGGGACUAAAUAAGAAUCCAUUGAGCCCUUCAUCUUUCUAUACGAGUUAAUCCUUCUCACACAUACAUUAAUUUAUUGCUAUCUUACUGCUAAUUUACUGAAUUCCAUCCGGUCUGUUUCUGGUUCUUAAUGAUCAGAGAUGAACACAAGAGGAGUUUGAAUUAAGCCUUGGAUAAAAGGCGAUGUUUAAGAUAAUUUUACUCUGAUGGCAAAAUGUCUUUAAAAUUUUAAUAUCACUUAAAUCUAUGGAAAUAAAAAAUGUUCAAGCCCCUCAUUCUAUUUCUAACAGAUGUGAAACCUGAAAGAUGCUCCCCUUCGACUGAUGGAUGUGACAGGUUCGGAUCAGAGGUAUAGAAGAUAAAGUGUGUAUGAAAGAACGAGACAGUGGGAUUGUGAUUUGUCAGCCUUCGUACCAUCAAUAGGAAAAAUGCCAAGUUCCAAAAGUAGCUCAGUGCCUUCAAAUAAUGAUAUUAAAAGUGAUGUUUCAAACCUGAGUGAACUGACAGUUUCAAAUGAGAGGGAGUUUGCCGAAAACAGUACAACAAGCCUGACUGAAAAGACUGGCUAUUGUGACUCUGUAUACAGAAAUGCAGCUAAUAUUUUCCAACGCAUUCAUAAUGAAAAGCCUCAGGAUAGAAUAUUGAUAAGUUAUGGUAAUGAACCAGUACCAGCCCUGCCCAUCUUCAGAGAUGAAUAUUCCCAGCGUGCAUCUUACGAACUGGCUUUCAGCGCUCUAAAGUAUCAAGAUCUUCUUGAGAACAUAUUGAUAGAUAGCUGCUUCUACCCAUGUCAGUCAAUUUCAGAUGAAUUGACUAGUUUAGUUGUUGUCAUGCUGUAUGACUUCCAAGAUCGAAAGUUCCAAGCCCGACAGAUUUCUGAUGAAGAGGAGCCAAUAGCUGAAGUCCGAGAAGUAGAGCAUUAUCUAUACAGUUUUAAAACUAAAUUGGCUGCUGCACUGGCAAGAUGUCGAAUUAAACAUGAUGCUCUUUCAAUUGAACAUAUUCUACCAGAAACUAUACGGAAACAGGAACAAAGGGCUUCUGCUUUACCUUUGUAUGCUUGGAUAAAUGCUCUUAAAAUCAGCCCUGAAGAAGUUUAUAGAAAUUUAACAAAAGAAGGAUUUACCAGAGUUGACUCUAUAUCAGAUUUGGAAGGUUAUACAUAUUGUCUGGACAAACACUGCCAGGAUGUGCUGGUGUUUCCUUCCUUUCUUAAAGAAGAACUACUCAACUUGGAGCUUUUCACAGAUUACAAACUCUUAAUACAGGAUAAAUCUCGCAGCCUUGCUGUACGUUCUGUGAAAGCCUUAUUGAACAUGGAUGAUGACGUCAUAGUGGCUCAUAUGGGUUCCUGGUUGACUGUUGCCCAUAUAUCAGUACUGACAAAUCAGAGCACAUCUAAAGUAUUUGUAUGUGGAGUAAAAUCACAGGCUAAGGGAGCUGCGCUGAAGGACAUGUUCAGAUGCCUGGACUGUAAAAAUACUGUGCUACUACAUGAGGAUUUUACAGAGAUAGAACCAACAGAUCACAGACUGCAAAAAGCAAAAGUUAUUUUGUUGCUACCUCGAUGUUCAGGACUGGGUGUUAGUAACCCAAUAGAAUUUAUUCUAAGUGAACAUGAAGAUGCGGGAUUGCUUAAAGACCUUUUCCAAGGAUCUGUAGCUGAAGAUAAACUCGGUGUUCUUGCUGAGCAGCAAUUUAAGGAGUUAGUGCAUGCUACGCACUUUAAUAAAGUACAAGCCAUUGUCUAUUGCACUUGUUCAAUUUAUAAAGAGGAAAAUGAAGAAGUAGUGAACAAAGCUCUAGAAUAUGGAGUGGAAGGAGGUAAAGUACAACCUUACAGGCUUAGUCCACCUGUUCUUCCUGUUUGCUGCAACUCAGAGAUUUCUUCUGAUUCUUUCUUCAAAAUGGAGCCAUCUGAGAUUUCCAAUUGUUGUUUCUUAGCAGUCCUAGCAAGAGAGAAGGAUCCAUCUGAGUCUGUAUCUGUUAAAGACAUUUUGGCUCGUGCUGCAGCCAAAGGACUAUUAGAAGGCAUUGAAAUAGAAAAACCCUCAAAGAAAGAAGAGAAAAAGAAGAAGAAAUCAAAAGCAGUGCAGCAAAGAAACAUGCCUAAAGAUAUCUCGGCACAAACAAAAAUUGCAGAAUUCUUGGGCCAAGAGAUGGUAUCUCUUAAAUCUAAUUCUGAAAUUUCAGUAUCAAAAGCAAUUAGUAAUUCUGAGAAAAAAAAUCUGAGCCAAACAAACAAUUCUGUUCAAGGGAAGAAAAUGACCAAACCUGUCUUAAACUCCUCCCUGCCUAGAAUGUUGAAGAACGCACCGAACCCAUCAACUAUGAAUAAAGUGCUUGAGAAACGGACAAAUAUUAAGCCACGGGCAGAAGAUAAAAUGGUUGUACUAAAACCUGUAGAGAUAGUUCUGCCUCCAGUAAUGGUGCCGUACUUCAACCCACAAGGCAACAAAUCCAGAAUUGCAGCUCACCAUUAUUACUAUCACUGGAUUGGAAUAAACAGCUCAACACAUGGCUUGCUUGUACCUUCUGUGUCAAAAAGACUGAUGAAAUCGAAAGAAACAUUACCUUCAGCUGUGAUUAAGCAUCCUCGACCAUGGCUUUGAAGAUGGACUCCUGUUACUGGUUUGUAGAUAUAAUCACUUAUAUUUAUUUUAAGACUUCUGUGUAGGUUAUUUUCUACACUUAGACUACAGCUACCUAUAGAGAUGCUUUACAGUUCAUACCCUUUUCAUGGUUAUUAUGGCUAUAGCAUGGGACUAUUUUGCGAAAGGGUCAAUACAUUGUGUAGUUGCUUUAAUCCAACUUUAGAUUUUUAAUAUCAAAUUCAUAUAACACAUCUAGAGAUAAUGCGGAUCACUGGGGGGCAGAGCUCAAGACAUUAUAUAGCUAAUUGUUUAUCAUUUUAAAAUGUGACAGAAUUUGGAAGGUGCCUUUCACUAAAACUAUGUAUGUACCCAGGAAUGUGGAACUUAUGAUUAAUUUUCACAAGCUUUAUUCAGCAUUCUAAAAAGUGCCUCAUUACAAACUUCAGCUUUCAAGUGGUUAUUUCUGAGUUUGCUAAAAUAACAGCAUUAUUAUUUAUGCCACUGGUGCAUGGGAAUGAAAGUCAAAAUUACAAGCCAGGCUACUUUUCUAAAAUUAGAGGUGGAUUUUUGUGAAUGCCAAAGUUGUAUGUUCUCAGCUUAGAUAUUUCAUGCAGGCAUCUGGGGAACACACAAGUUCAUACAUAGUCUUAAAAAUGUGUCCUUGUUUCCUAGCAGCUAUACUUUAAUAAGCAACAGCUGGAACAUUCAGAAAAAUAUUGAACAGAAAACCUCAUGAUAAAACUGCAUGUGUACUUGGAUGCUAAAAAAUGACGACUGAAUUAAUAUCAAACAUGAGGCCAUCAUGCUGCCAUGGCUUUUAAAAUUGACUUUUCAGGCCAGGUGGAGCCUGAAAAACCCUGAUUCUCACUGAACUAUUUUCUUACCACUCAUUUUGUUCAUGGUGAAAAGUGCUUCUGUCAGAUGUAGGUAUGCUGUAUCUAGCAAAUGUGAUUUCUUUUAUGUACCGAUAUUGUUCAUUUAAAUAAUGACUUUCAGAACAAUUUUUGGUUUAUAUCUGUCUUGGAGAUGGAUUUAAAAUGUUUGAGCCAAAUGGCAUGUGGGUUAGGGGAAGAAUGCCGAAAAGCAUUUCUAGUUCUUUGUGAAGAUCAAGUUAAAAGUUAAAGUACACUGUUUUUGACAUUUGUCUAAAAUCUAAUAGUCUCAGUCAUUCUAAUUUGUAAUUAAUAUAUUGUUGCAUCUUGCUUGGUAGAUUGUAUUUUCAACCUAUACAAAUUUUGAAUGUUCAGGAACAUAACAUUUAUUAUUAGCUGCUUCAGUAUUUUCAGAAGUUUUUUUUUUAAAGCUAGAAGAGUUAAGAUAUCCUACUGUCAAGCACAUCUCAAUUCUUUCAGUGUUCACAGGCCUUUUCUGAACUUGGAGAGAAGAAUAACUUCAAGCCUUCUUUGCUGUGUUUGAAAUAAUUGCUGGAUAUUUUCAUUUAGAAUUUCUCUCUAAACAUUGACAUCAGCUAGCCAGUUCAGAGGUAUUAUGUAGUAUUUUUAAAAUAGGUUCAGGUUUGGAGGAUAACUUUCUAUCAUUUAUACUUUAAGCCAAAAGUAUAUGUACUUUUAACUUCAUAAAUAUAUUAACAGUAAUGAUUUUUUUCUAUUACAGUUGGUAACUUGCUAAACUUCUCAAGUCCUAGUGAAUACAAAAUAAAAUUACAACUAUUAAAUGCC
Alligator mississippiensis (American alligator) is the source of this 5712-nucleotide messenger RNA. It is a transcript of the gene NSUN7, whose product is annotated as NOP2/Sun RNA methyltransferase family member 7. The transcript is spliced from 14 exons. Gene Ontology annotation, molecular function: methyltransferase activity. Lineage: Eukaryota; Metazoa; Chordata; Crocodylia; Alligatoridae. Bases 1868 to 4051 code for a protein of 727 amino acids. The record is from RefSeq and is a predicted model, not a curated record.